Molecule: messenger RNA, 442 nt
Organism: Solanum stenotomum
Lineage: Eukaryota; Viridiplantae; Streptophyta; Magnoliopsida; Solanales; Solanaceae
Product: 1-aminocyclopropane-1-carboxylate oxidase homolog
Exons: 2
Coding region: 36-305 (89 amino acids)
Source: RefSeq, a predicted model, not a curated record
AGGACUUCAAGUGCUUCACCAGAAUUAGUGGGUUGAUGUUCCUCCAACGCCUGCUUGUAUCAAAUGACAAGUACAUAAGUGUUGAACACAGAGUAUUGACAAAUAAACUAAGUUCAAGAAUAUCAGUUGCAUGCUUCUUUGGUACAGGUCCAUUGCCAUCUUCCAAUCUUUAUGGACCAAUUACUGAAUUGUUGUCAGAAGAUAAUCCUCCAAAAUAUCGCUCAACCACAGUGAACGACCACACUGGUUAUUACCGUAAAAAGGGUCUAGAUGGAACUUCUGCACUGUUGCAUUACAAGAUCUAAUCAUAGUGAUGUAAUAAUUGAGUUUAUGAUGAAAACUGAGAGUUUAACUUUUGAUGUAUCUUAAGAUAAGAUGGUGAAACAUGAACUGUUUAUGUUCAUCAAAUAAAUGAUUGUCAAUUAAAAGGAUACUGGAGUUC